GGGAUGCAGAUGCGACGCAGCCGCCGCGCCUAGACGCACAGGCAAGAUCCCGGCCAGAGGCACAGGACCCACCCCCCACCCCCAACACCCCCCCAAAAGUGCAAAGUUAUGGCCACUGGAGAAGAAGAAGAGCCCCCUAUGACGCGCCUUGCAGGUGGCCUGCAGAUGACGAUGACAUGCGCCGCCUAAGUGUCACUCUGCGUCCGCUGUGAGGAAGAAGAGGACGGCGGCGAGGGAGGGGGCACGCGGGCAAAACGGCGAGCCCACCGCCAUGCAAGCCGGCUGCGCUCUGGAGAUAACAACUGGCAGCUACUACUACACGAGGUGUAAAGUUUGAAGCGGACGAGCUGAGAAUGUCACGCAGAGACGAUGACCUGUGACCUUUAUUCAAAAGAAAACCAGCAAUACAGGCCAGCCAUGAAGCUCUUCAGAAAGGAUGAUAUCUCCACCAAGAAGGACAAGGACAAAGAGGUCCAGUACGAGGAGCCACCAGACGGUGGAUGGGGCUGGCUGGUGGUGCUGCAUUGCUUCCUGGUCAACGUCCUGGUGAUGGGAACUUUGAAGACCUUUGGGAUCUUCUUCUUGGCAUUCCAAGAUGAGUUUGGGGGCUCAGCAGAAAGCAUCAGCUGGAUUGGUUCCAUCAUGUCCAGUCUGCGUCUCUCUGGAGCCCCCAUCGCCUCGGUGGCCUGUGCCAAGGUAGGAACCAGGGUGACGUCCAUUACGGGGGCCGUGCUGGUCAGCAGCGGCUUCCUCAUCAGCAUUUUCGCCAACAGCGUGGUGUUCCUCUACAUCAGCAUGGGAGUCAUCGUAGGAAUGGGUUUCGCAUUACUGUACCAAUCCUUCUCCGUGGUCACGGCGCUCUACUUCCGGAAGAGGUUGGCGACGGCGUAUGCCAUCGGGCGUUCUGGGAUGGGUUUGACCUUUGCCCUGGCCCCGUUUACGCAGCUGCUUCUGGACCAGUACGCUUGGCAAGGGGCGUUGCUGAUCCUCGGCGGCUUGAUGCUCAACCUGGUGGCCACCGGGCUGCUCCUGCGGCCCAUCCAAGUAAAAACACCUAGCGCGACCAGCUGCGCUUCCCCCAGCCAGAAGAGCCCGGCCGUGUCCCUCAAGAGCUCCACGGAGAAAGACAAUGCCAAAAGCUGUCUGAACGCCUCCUCGCAUUUCUCCAACGGUGUCUCCAAAUCGGACUCACUUCCAUCCCCUCCUCGUCCUCCUCUUAAGGAAAUUGAGUGCACUCAGGAAACCAAGGAGCAUUUGGAGAACCUUGAACUGAACAGACUAGUCCUAAAGGGCCAUGAGACCCACCAAGACGUGGGUCCGUGUAAGCCCGCGGCCGAUGGCUCCCUAGAGCUCAGUGGCACCACGAAUGGGUCCACGCCAGUCGGGCUUCCCUCCAUCUGCGCCAGCACGCCGAGCGAGGAGAGCCCCCCGAAAGCCAAAGUACUUGAUUUUUCCUUACUGAAGGACCCGUUCUUUUGCAUCUACACGUGGUCUUUGGUCUUCAGCCAGCUGGCCUACUUCAUCCCCUACUUCCACCUGUCUGCUCGAGCCCGAACUCUUGGCAUCGACCCUAUGGAUGCCUCUUUUAUCAUCUCUGUGGCAGGCAUUACAGAGACAAUCGCCCAGCUGGCCUCGGGCUGGGUGACGGACCGGAACCUGUUCCAUAAGUACCACUACCACAAGGCCUACCUGAUCCUCUGCGGCCUGGUCAAUCUGCUUUCACCGCUGGCCACCUCCUAUAUCCUGCUCAUGGUCUACGCCGUCUUCUUUGCCAUCUUCUGUGGUGGCUACAUGGCUCUGCUGCUGCCUGUUCUGGUGGAUCUGGUGGGGGCGGAGAAACUCAAUAACUCCAUGGGCUUCUCCAUGUUCUUUGUGGGCUUAGGCUGCCUCACGGGUCCUCCUUUGGCAGGCUUCCUGUACGACUACAUGCAGACAUACGACUGCUCCUUCUACCUGGCGGGACUCUGCUACCUGCUCUCCUCGCUCUCGCUGUUCAUGGAGCCGCUGGCCCAGCGUUGGAGAGCCCGGCAGAACAAAGUGUACCGGGCCAAGGCGGCGCAGAGCGGCUGCAGGACCAACGGUUGCUUCGCCCCGGACCGCCCCCACAACGGCGUCGUGUAAGCGCCAACCAGCGUGACUGGGACUCCGUGUCUACAAGCGUCACCGAAGAAUUGACGAGACUGGUGGACUGAACCUCGAUAAGCCAAAAUUGUAGUCUGUAGACAUACAAGAUAUUAUAUAUAAUCCCCUGUUUGUGUCAGCGGCACAUGGCAUCCAGCACAUUUUGGAUAGUAGCAACAUAUAGCCGACUCUUGCCUUGUCGAAAAUAAGCUAUGCAAAAACCUGCUUUUCACCGCACGUACACGCCCUUAAAAUGCUGUUACCCUGGCAAUGAAGCACUUUGGGGCCAAGUUGGAACAAGCUGCAUGACUUUACACUCAGUGGACAAACACGAUGGGCUCCAAGGCUGUGAGGGUGCAUAUGUACUGUAUGUUUUACAUACAGUACACCACCGCACGUCUCUCUUUAACCAUAGGUAGAGGCCAAGGAAGCUGCGCAAAAAUAUGGGGGUCGUGGGCCACUUGUAUCGUAAUAUUGGGUGUUGAAUAGAACUAAUAUAUAGCCGGCAGAAAUGUUAUCCUUUGA
This is a messenger RNA of Phycodurus eques (leafy seadragon), 2646 nucleotides long. RefSeq names its product solute carrier family 16 member 4 (gene slc16a4). Lineage: Eukaryota; Metazoa; Chordata; Actinopteri; Syngnathiformes; Syngnathidae. Gene Ontology annotation, biological process: transmembrane transport; monocarboxylic acid transport. The record is from RefSeq and is a predicted model, not a curated record. The transcript is spliced from 11 exons. The coding region runs from base 370 to 2121 and encodes 583 amino acids. Gene Ontology annotation, molecular function: monocarboxylic acid transmembrane transporter activity.